Messenger RNA from Cimex lectularius (bed bug), 13179 nucleotides. RefSeq names its product dynein heavy chain 12, axonemal-like. Gene Ontology annotation, molecular function: ATP binding; minus-end-directed microtubule motor activity; dynein light intermediate chain binding. Gene Ontology annotation, biological process: microtubule-based movement. Lineage: Eukaryota; Metazoa; Arthropoda; Insecta; Hemiptera; Cimicidae. The transcript is spliced from 67 exons. Gene Ontology annotation, cellular component: dynein complex. The record is from RefSeq and is a predicted model, not a curated record. The coding region runs from base 439 to 13095 and encodes 4218 amino acids.
CACGUAGGACUUAUUAUCCUCCUCCUUAUAUAGCUAUCUAGAAUGUUUUUAUUAUCCUCCAUAGUUGGGUCCCCGAAUAUUCACUGGAUUGAGCUUUGAAUUUGUGACUAGAAACUUUCUCCUUAUUAGGCCUGCACAGAAAUCAAGUAAGCAGAACAAAAAACGUGUUCUUGAGAUAGCUUUUGGAGUCAUUCAACAAGUCUGCAGUAUCCAGUUAGCAGUCCGACUAUUAUUCUAGUACUAACAUGUCCACUUAGCAACAGCUCACUAUUUAGAAGCUUUUUAUUAGCCCCCAUAGUUGGGUCUCCAGAUGUUCACUGGAUUGAGCUUUAUUGUUUUCACCCUGUGACUAGAAACUUUCUCCUUAUGAGGCCUGCACAGUAAUAUAACAUCAACUAGCGGUUUCCUUCUCUUCUUGGCAGAACCUGAGCACUGAUAAUGACUAAAACAUCAAAGAAAAAAUAUAAAAAGGCCUAUUACAAAGAAGUAUGCUUACCAAAUUCAAACAACCAUCCAGGAAUUGAAUGUGACAAAGAAAGAAAUGUUCAUCCAUUUGAAAAUAACAAAAACAUCGGUAGACAAAAAUGGAUAACGAGAAGAAAAGGCUGUCGGAAGAAUUCCCCAAACAAACUGUUUCCAUCUAUUGGUGUAACUAAAAUAAUUCUCACCCCCAAAGACGAUUCGAUAAUAAGAAGCAAUAAGCAUGAGAGUGUACAAUUUAUUAAUAAAAGUUACACCGUAACUCCUUCCAUAACCCAUCCUGCAACUCCUGAUCCCAAAGUGGAACUCGCUGUUCAAACAGAGCAGUUAGCAGGUACACAAGGUACUCAGAAAAUAGAUGCAGUCAACAAUAUGAAAUCAAUUGAACAAGUUGUGACUAAAUUAUCAAGCAAGUUGCAUCCUUCAAAAGAUGGUAAAGAAAAGGAUGAAAAAAUGCCAGAAAAAUUAACAUCACGAGCAUUAACGUGUUACAAUGUAUCAAACAUUUGCAGAACAGAAAAUAUUUCCUUACAGAAAAGUGUUGUGCCUAAAUUGAUACCGGUGAGACAAGGACUAAUCCCACUUGAUUUAUUCGCUCCCCAUGAUCCUUCAGAAUACUAUGAUCAAGACAUAGAACAUUUACAUCUCAAAGUUUACUCCGAUGUCUCAUUACCACUGACCCCUGGAAGUAGAAGUUCUGACAGCAUUUCGAGUACACUAUGUGAACACAGACGACGCAGGGAUUCAAAUGAAAUACCUCAUGAACUGUUCAGCAAUAUAAUGAAACAGUUUCCAGAUGACAGACAAAAGAUUGAAUUUUUCUACCCAGAGCCUAUUAAACUAUUAGAAUUUGAAACUAAUGUGAACAUUGACAUUUUUCGUGUGAAAGUAUUUGAGCAACAGCUAUUUAAAAUAAACAAAGAUGAAUUGCACAAAAAUCAAGUUCACCAUCAUUUAUGCGAGAAAGCAUUAAUGAUAGCGCCUUCUUCUACUGUAAAUAAAUUUUUACACAAUGCCUUUAUUGGAAAGAAAGAAGUAUUUUUUGUUACUGCACUAGACAGGCUGAGUAGGAAUCGCCGACCAGCUCUUUAUCACGCACCUUGGUUUGAUCGGGGCCUGAAGUCAUUAAACGCAGAGAUUGCUAUUAGAUUUCAAGAUUUUCUUGAAGAAAUGCAGACAGACAUUGAUGCCUUGUUCAAAAGAUCGACACAAAAGGUGUCUACAUAUGGUAGCAUUCAACAUGAAAGAACUGAAACUUAUUUUCCAUUCAAACCAUUAAAACAGGAUGGUGAUGGCAAAAAGUUUAAUCACGAAACCAUCGAACCGCUGCAUGAUGUUGAAGAAAAUGUAAUGUUUUAUCACCCAGUUUUCCUAUACAUUAGAGCAACUCUAUUUGAUGAAUUGCCUGUACUAUAUUUUGAUGUAGGCAUAUUUAGAACAAAAAGAUUUUAUACGAUAAAACAUAUAGGGAAGAAAAUGCUCAGUGAAAUAAGGCUGUUCAAUUAUUAUGACCUAGGAUCAUGGUAUCAACGUGUAAUAAGUUGGUUGAAAUCAGAUUCACAUAUACAUCCAAUACCAUAUGAAAAGUUGGGUGUUUUUUCGGAACUGCUAAAUCAAUUUAUAAAAGGCCAGAUCCUUGAGUAUGUGACAAAAAAUAUUAAAGACGCUGUUGAGAAGUUUAUUGAUCCUUGCAGAACACCUAUGAUUCACAUGUUUGCUUCAUAUAACAAUAGAAGAAUUGUUAUGACACCAUCAUUUAAAAAGUUAUAUAGGUACUAUGCUGCAUGCAUUAGGCAAUUUGCAAUGAUUGGCAAAGGAUUUAUUCAUCCUCAGUACUACUUAAUUGAAGGAACUGAGAAGAUAUCAAUGAGGAAUACAUUUUUAGACGCAACUAUCCGUAAUUAUCAGAAGCUUGUUGUAAAAAACAUGAGAAAUAUUAUUGAACCAACUCUUUCAUUUUAUAGGAAAUUAGCAAUGGCAAUUUCCGAUAUAACCCCGCAUCGAUUCUAUCGAGGGGUUUAUACAUUUGGUGAUAUGGAUUUAUUAUUUGAAAUGAUAUAUGAAAAUUUAGAGAAAAGAAAAAAAAUCAGGCACCUGAGUGACUUUGAAUAUAUUGGGAUCACAAGGGUCAAUCAAACAUAUUUGAAAGCAUCUUUGGAAGCAGUUAUAGCUACACAGUUACAUGAUAUCACUACAGAGUUAAUACUUAUGCACAUAGAAGAAAAUUUCAAGUUGCAAAAAAUGUUUAAUGAUAUCAAGGAAAGAUGUGUCAGAAUUCCCAAAACAACUGAAGAGCUCAUGGCAUUAGGAAAGUACAUGUGCUAUUGCAGGACAAUAUUGAUGGAGCGAUUGAGGCUUAAAUGCGUUUUGUCAAUGGUGAACGUUGCAAGGCUCAGCGAUUUAUUGAUUUUGACUCCAAACCAUAUAGAACUGAUCUCUAAAACUGUAACAAUCUACAAUACCAUGCCAAGACAUUUUAAAAAAUUCACACACCUGUUUGAAACAUCAAGAUUUGCUAUGGAAAGCCGCCUACAUCGAAUGACAGAGGAAUUGAACCAUGCGCUUGAACAGUAUGGAAGUGAAUAUCUGGAAGGGCUGAAUAACUUUGAUACACUUGAUAAAAUAUUUUAUUACUCUCAGUAUUUAACAAAAAAUGUCAGAUUGAUGGAAGCGUUUGAUGAAAGAGUUGCUUUUAUCAACAAGGAAGAGUCAUUAUUUCAAAUACCGCCUUCAACUUACCCUGAAUUGGAUGAGCUUAAAUCUAUUAUUUUUCCAUUUACAAGACUAGUAUUAAUGCUAAAUAAAUGGAUGAGAUACCGUAAAAAAUGGUUAAGAGGGCCGUUUGACAAAUUAGUACUUGAAGAAGUUGAAAAUACCAUUGAAGAGUUCUUAAAAACAAUCACACUGUUUCAUAAGCAGUACAAAUCUACAUGUAAGAUGCAAAUACUUGAUAAUUAUCCAAAACGAUUUAAAGGGCAAGUGGAUGAUCCUGAUUUUACUGUGUGGCCUAGCCCUCUAAAAUUGACAUAUUUGGGCUUAGAGUCGAUUAAGGAAAUGAAACACCAUCUUACUUUAAUCGGUAUUAUGUGCAAUCCUUGUCUCGGUGAGAUGCAUUGGCAAGAAAUGUCAAAUAUAACAGGAUUCGAUAUGAUGCCACAUGCAGGCACCUGUUUGCAAAAUUUCAUCGACUACAAUCUCGAAGGACAGCUAAAUUUAUUUGAAAUAAUCAGUGUUGGAGCUGUGAGAGAAGUAGCGUUAAGGGAAAAUUUUGAAAAAAUGAAAGCAGAAUGGGAGAAUAUGCGUUUUAACAUUUUGAAAUAUAAAAAUACCAAUAUUAAUAUAUUAGGCAGUGUUGAUGAGAUUCAAGCGUUACUCGACGACCACAUAAUAAGAACGCUUUCCAUGCGUGGAUCUGCAUUUGUAAGGCCUGUUGAAGCGGAUGUGCGAGCUUGGUAUGAACUUCUCAAAUUAGUCAAUUUGACAAUUGACCAAUGGAGUAAAGUACAAGUGCAAUGGCUUUAUUUACUUCCGAUAUUUUCUUCCAAAUAUAUUGUAGCACAAAUGCCAGAAGAAGGAUUACUAUUCCAUAAUAUUGAUCGAGCAUACAAUGCAGUAAUUAGAGAAGUAAAUAGUGAACCUCAUGUGUUGACAAUUGCUGGUACUGGAGAAUUAAAUCAAGUUUUUGAAACAUGUUUAGACAAACUGGAAACUAUAAAUGCUGGUGUUAUAAAGUAUUUAGAACUGAAAAGAAUUUUCUUCCCCAGGUUUUUCUUUUUAUCAAAUGAUGAAAUGCUUGAAAUCUUGUCAGAAACUAGUAACCCGACUAGGGUUCAACCCCACUUACGGAAAUGUUUCGAAGGCAUACAUUCUCUAUCAUUUAAUGCGGAACUUUUUAUUUUAUCAAUGUUCAGCCAGCAAAAAGAGGAAGUGGCGUUAGUUACACCCAUUUCUACUGUAGCGGCGAAAGGAAGUGUGGAAUUAUGGCUUGUCCAGUUGGAACAAGAAAUGGUGGCGUCAGUGCGAGCACACAUAUGCCAAAGUUAUGCAGAUUACAGUAUUGUAAAGCGAAAUAGUUGGAUUCAAAGAUGGCCUGGUCAAGUUGUUCUAUGCGUAUCACAGAUAUAUUGGACAAGCGAAUGCCACGCCUGCCUGCUUAGAUGUCGACCUAAAAUUAUGAAACGAUAUCACAACUACUUGCAACAACAAUUAAAUAGAACUAUUAAAUUAGUUCGUGGACAUCUUAGUGGUCGGAACAGAAUAACUAUGUGUUCGUUAGUAGUUAUUGAUGUGCACGCUAAAGAUGUUGUAUGGGAUCUCGUUGAAAAAAAUGUUAAAGGAAUAAUGGAUUUCCUAUGGCUUGCACAAUUAAGGUAUUACUGGUUAAAGGGUGUUGUUGUACAGUUGACAAAUGCUAGUGUCAAAUAUGCCUACGAGUACCUUGGUAAUACAGAAAGACUGGUUAUAACACCUCUAACUGACAGAUGUUACCGUACCCUGGUAGGAGCAUACAAUUUAAAUUUGAACGGUGCUCCAGAAGGACCUGCUGGUGCUGGAAAAACAGAAACUACAAAAGAUUUGGCUAAAGCAGUUGCAGUUCAAUGCGUCGUAUUCAACUGCUCCGAUGGUCUUGAUUAUAUCGCAAUGGGAAAGUUUUUCAAAGGACUGGCAUCUUCAGGGGCUUGGGCUUGUUUUGAUGAGUUCAACCGUAUUGAUAUUGAAGUUUUAUCUGUCAUAGCACAACAGAUUUUAUGCAUUAUGCAAGCGAUCAGGAAUAAACUUGAAGUAUUUAAAUUUGAAGGAACAACUUUAAAACUGAAUCAGAAUUGUUAUAUAUGUAUCACAAUGAAUCCAGGUUAUGCUGGAAGGUCAGAACUUCCAGAUAAUUUGAAGGUCUUAUUUAGGCCUGUAGCUAUGAUGGUUCCGGAUUACUCAUUAAUUGGAGAAAUAUCACUGUACUCUUUUGGUUUUAUGCAUGCACGAGAAUUAUCCGGUAAAAUUGUAACUACGUAUAAGCUGUGCUCAGAACAGCUUUCUUCUCAAAGCCAUUAUGAUUAUGGUAUGAGAGCUGUUAAAACAGUCUUAUCUGCAGCAGGUAGAUUGAAGUUAAAAUUCCCAGAUGAAAAUGAACAUCUAUUAAUAUUAAGGUCUAUAAUUGAUGUCAAUUUACCGAAAUUCUUAAAUUGUGAUGUACCUUUAUUUAACGGAAUCAUAUCAGAUUUAUUCCCAGGACUUAAAUUGCCUGAUCCCAACUACAGAGAAUUUUACGCUUGUAUUGAAAAGUCAUGCAUGAAAGAAAAUUUACAACCACACCCAAUAUUUAUAAAAAAAGUGACACAAUCCUAUGAGAUGAUGCUUGUUCGUCAUGGAUUUAUGCUUGUUGGGGAUCCGUUCAGCGGAAAAACGAAAUCUCUUAAGAUUUUAGCUAUGGCCUUAGCUAGAAUGGGACAAAGGCUUCCGAUCAGGUAUAUAACUUUAAAUCCAAAAGCCGUCACCAUUGGCCAGUUGUAUGGUUCUUUUGAUUCAAUUUCUUAUGAAUGGUCUGAUGGCGUAAUUGCGACUGCAUUUAGAGUGUAUGCCACAGAUCCUCGGCCUUACAGAAAAUGGAUAGUGUUUGAUGGACCAGUUGAUGCUGUUUGGAUUGAGAACAUGAACACUGUGUUGGAUGAUAAUAAAAAGUUGUGCCUAAAUUCGGGCGAAGUCAUACAAAUGACACCCGUGAUGUCCAUGAUUUUUGAAGUGAUGGAUUUGACACAGGCUUCACCCGCUACAGUAUCUCGGUGUGGGAUGAUAUACUUUGAACCCAAAUCCAUGGGGUGGAAGCCUUUAGCGAAAUCUUGGAGUGAUGCACUUGAUGAUCAAUGGACCAAAGACAAACCAGAAAGGUUUAUGGAGAUCUUUGAUUGGGUGAUUAACCCAUCAUUGAAAUAUAUUAGGAAACUUAAACGAGUUAUUGAUGGAGGAAUUAUAAACCAAGUCUGGAGUUGCUUGAAAGUGAUACAUAUGCAUUUAAUAGAUGCACAACAAGCAGCGGGUGAUUUAUCCAAAACGUUCAUCUCUUGCCUGCAAGCAGCAUGCAUCCUUGGAUUAAUAUGGGGCUUGGGAGGGUCACUCGACCAGAAAUCUAUGGAACUUUAUGAUUUAUUUGUCAAAGAUAUGUGGGGAGGGAAAAAUGAACAAAAUCUAAUGCCAAGUAAUCUCGAUCCAUUGGAAAUUGAUAUACCUACCGAGGGGUUGCUCAUUGAUUACUAUUAUAAUUUCAAAGGAAAAGGAGGUUGGAAAUAUUAUCCCGAGAAUCUUAAAGCUAUUAAAUUAGAUGACAAGAGUAAUUUACAAACGAUGUUAGUGCCGACAAUAGAAUCCAUGAGGUAUAUGAGCUUAUUAGAACUUCACUGUAGGCACCAUGCACCUUUUCUAGUUACUGGCGCCACGGGUACUGGAAAAUCAUUUGUUCUUCAACAUUUGUUGAUGACCAGGCUCCCGUUAGCGGAAUACACCCCGUCUUUUAUAACAUUCACAACUUCUACAACUGCUAAUAUGACCCAGAUUUUAGUUCUAAGUGAACUAGUAAAGAAAAGGCGAGGUGUCUAUGGAGCUGUUCCAGGCAAAACGGCCGUUUUGUUUAUUGACGAUAUCGGCAUGCCAGCUCGAGAAAAAUACGGUGCUCAGCCUCCGAUAGAAUUGUUGCGGCAGUACUUUGAUCACGGAUACUGGUUUGAUUUGAAGAGUACCUACAAAUUGGUUAUACAGAAUCUUUUCAUUGUUGCUGCAAUGGGUUUACCUGGUGGAGGAAGACAGAAUGUUUACAAAAGAUUUCUUCGUCAUUUUUCAUUGUAUUCAAUAAAUGAAUUUACUGAUGAAAGUUUAGCAAGGAUAUUUCAAACAAUCUUAACAAUUGGAUUGCGGCGAAAUGGUUUCCCUACAGAUAUAAUGUUAAUUUCUCAACAAAUUGUUGCUUCCACACUUCUAUUGUACAAGGAGUCGUGUAUACAUUUGUUACCAACACCAGCCAAAUCUCAUUACGUUUUUAACCUUAGAGAUUUCAGUAGGGUUAUUAAUGGACACUUGUUAUUAAGAAAAGAAUCCGUAGAUAGCAAAAAAGUUUUUGUAAGACUAUGGGCACAUGAAGUCUUACGAGUGUUCUAUGACAGAUUAAUCGACAGAUCGGAUCGUAUUUGGUUUAUUGAAUGUAUCAAGAGGCGAAUUGAACACGAAUUUAGGGAGAAAAUGUCCAUGAUGCUCGAUGGUUUAAACGAGGACCCACAUGACAAAUCGGUAACGGAGGAAACCCUCAGAAACCUGAUGUUCACAGUAGUGUUGGAUAAAGAUUCAGACGAUGAGAAAAGAUAUGAAGAAAUUCCAAGCCUUGAUGCAUUUUUCACAGCAUGCUCAAACGCCCUUAUUAAUUAUAACGAAACAACAAGAAAACCUAUGGAGAUUGUUUUGUUCAGAUAUGCUUUGGAACAUCUAUCUAGAAUUUGUAGAAUUUUAACUUUGUCUGGAGGCUGUGCAUUGCUUGUUGGCGUCGGCGGCUCAGGAAGGCAAUCUUUGGUUAAAUUGGCCGCUUACAUUUGUGAACAAAAUCUCUUUCAACCUGAGAUUUCUAACGCUUAUGGGCUGACUGAAUGGAGAGAUGACAUAAAAAGAAUAUUGAAAGAUGCUGGAGGGAAAGGAAAAUCGGUUGUAUUCUUGCUAGGAGAAGGGCAAAUUAAAUUUGAAUAUUUCCUGCAAGAUGUGGACGCACUACUGAACUCCGGAGAGGUUCCGAAUCUAUUUGCAGUCGAUGAAAAACAAGAAAUUUUAGAUAUGACCCGACUGGCAGCACAAGGAGGAAAUAGAAACAUGGACAUUAAUCCUUUGGCUGUUUUUCACUUUUUCACAAAUCGCUGUAAACAGAAUAUGCAUAUAAUGCUUUGCUGUAGCCCGAUAGGUUCUACGUUUAGAACACGAUUAAGACUUUACCCAUCAUUGGUGAAUUGUUGCACUAUCGACUGGUAUGAGUUGCCUUGGGAAGUGAAUUUCAACGGCAGGAAAUUAACUCUAAUGGGAUGGCCAGAAGAUGCAUUGGAAAAGGUCGCCAAACAAUUUCUAGCAAAUUGCACUUUUGAUGAAGCAGUGAAAGAUGCUGCAGUUCAAGUUUGCAAAUAUUUCCAUAUAUCAUCGAGAGUAUUAGCUGAAAAGUUUUUCACAGCAUUAGGGAAGACAGUAUAUAUUACUUCAACAUCCUACCUAGAUUUAAUUAAAGCAUACACCAAACUCGUUACGAAAAAACAAGAUGAAUUAAGAGAAGCGAAAAUGAGAUAUUUGGGUGGACUGGAAAAACUGGAAUUUGCUGCUGAGCAGGUCACUGUUAUGCAACAUGAUUUAGAACUGCUUCAGCCGCAGCUAAAAGAAUCAGUGGACGAAACUCAAGAAAUGCUCAACGGAGUUGAAAAAGAAAGGCAUAUUGUAGAUGCAGCAUCCGCUCAAGUUAGGGAAGACGAAAAAGCAGCCAAUGAACAAGCUGACGCUGCAGUCACUUUAAAAAUUGAAUGCGAAAAUGACCUUGCCUUGGCCAUCCCUAUUCUCGAAGAUGCGACUGCCGCUCUAAAUACCCUAAAGCCAGCUGAUAUUACACUAGUUAAAUCUAUGAAAAAUCCUCCAGAUACAGUAAAACUGGUUAUGGCAGCUGUAUGUGUAAUGAAAGACAUCAAACCACGCAGAAUACCAGACCCAAAGAAUCCAGGAAGGAAGGUGUUUGAUUAUUGGGGUCCGAGCAAAAGGAUUCUAGGCGAUAUGGGAUUUCUUCAGUCACUGAAAGAUUAUGACAAGGAUGACAUACCGCCUCAUAUCAUUCAAGUAAUUCGCAAAAGGUUCGUCGAACAUCCAGAUUUUCGACCGAAUGUUGUUGCUAAAGCUUCAAGCGCUGCGGAAGGACUUUGCAAAUGGGUACUGGCAAUGGAAAAAUAUGAUGUUGUUGUUAAGAUGGUUGCUCCAAAGAAAAAGAAAUUGGCCCAGGCUGAAAGGGAUUUUGCAAAAACCAAAAAGCUUCUUGAUUCUAAAAGAAACGAGUUGAAUGAAUUGGAGAAUCGAUUGGCAGACCUUAAUCAUAAACUUGAAACUGCUCUAGCUGAGAAAACAAGGCUUCAAAAUGAAGUACUGCUAUGUUCCAACAAGUUAAAGAAAGCAAAGAAAAUUAUUGGUAACCUCGGUGGAGAGAAAGUAAGAUGGCUUGAGGAAGCAGAAAAUCUACAAGGGUUACAUGAUCGGCUACCCGGUGAUGUUUUGUUGUCUUGUGGAGUGAUAGCAUAUUUGGCACCAUUUACCAAAUCUUUCAGAAAUAGCCAAAUUGAAGAUUGGAAAAAUGUUUGCAUCGAAUCUCUUAUUCCAACGUCGAAGGAUUAUUCUUUGGUGAAGAACUUGGGCUCUGAUGUUAGAAUUCAUUCCUGGAUAAUGAAUAGACUCCCUGCAGACUCUUUUUCCAUAGACAAUGCCAUAAUUAUGAACGCAUCUUCAAAGUGGCCGCUUUUUAUUGAUCCACAGGGACAAGCAAAUAGAUGGGUGAAAUCAAUGGAAAAAGAUCAUGAACUGGAAAUAAUUAAAUUGUCAGAUCCAAACUAUAUGCGCACUGUUGAAACUUGUAUAGAGUAUGGAAAACCGCUCUUGCUGGAAAAUGUACUCGAAGACAUGGACGCUCCUUUAGACCCUGUACUAUUGAAAAGUACAUAUGUACAAGGGAAUGAAGUGUUCAUACUUCUUGGAGAAAAGUUAAUUGAGUACCAAUCAAAUUUCAAAAUGUACAUAACAACAAAAUUAAGGAAUCCACAUUAUCUUCCUGAAAUAUUCAAUAAAGUUACAUUGAUUAACUUUUCAUUGACAUUUGAAGGGCUGUCUGAUCAACUGUUGGGGAUUGUAGUUGCCAAAGAAAGGCCCGAUUUGCAAGAGAAAAGAGAACAAUUAAUUGUGCAAGGCGCAGCCAACCGGCAAGCUCUUCAAGAAACUGAAGAUGACAUUUUAAAAGUGUUAUCAUCAGUCCAGGGAAAUAUUCUUGAAGAUGAGGAAGCUGUUGACACCCUUGACAAGGCAAAAGCAUUAGCAGUUGAUUUAACAAAUAAACAAUUAGCUGCCAGAGAGACAGAAAUAAUAAUCGAAGAGUUUCGUUUACAAUACAAGCCAAUAGCCGAUUACAGCGCUAACUUGUACUACACAAUAACUGAACUGCCAAAUGUCGAUCCAAUGUAUCAGUACUCAUUAAGCUGGUUCAUAAAUAUAUAUACUGUAUCAAUUGAAUUUUCAGGAAAGUCAAAAAUGAUGGACUUUAGGCUCAGAUACCUGAAAGAAGGAUUUUUACGUGCAUUGUAUGCAAGUGUAUGUCGAUCACUGUUCGACAAAGAUAAACCACUGUACUCUUUCUUAGUAUGCACAGCAAUUAUGCUUUUCUAUAAAGAAAUUUCCAAAAAAGAACUUGACUUUUUUCUCACUGGUGGGCUUGCUUUAGAAAAUAAACUCCCUAAUACUGAAAGCUCCUGGUUGGACACUAAAUCAUGGGACGAACUCUGUAGAUUAAAAGAUUUGCCUGGAUUUGAAGACAUUCUGAACCAUUUCUCGUCAUUUGCAGUAGAAUGGCAAAAAUUUUAUGAACUCCCUGAGCCUGGAUUUGAUGAUUUGCCGCUCGGAUACAGGAGCAGUUUAAAUAACAAUUUCAAAAAACUAUUAGUGUUCAGAGUUUUCCGUCCUGACAGAAUUUUUGCUCUCAUAUAUGAAUUUGUAAAAAAAAGAAUCGGACCAAGGUACAUGCAGCCACCCCCAUUUGAUCUUGGCAGAUCUUUCAGGGACUCUUUGUUCAAUACACCACUUAUUUUCAUUUUAUCAUCCGGUGUUGAUCCGAUGCAAGCGCUUAUGGCUUUUGCGCAUAAAAUGGACUUCACGAAUAAGUUCAAGUCAAUGUCUCUUGGACAAGGGCAGGGACCUAAAGCCGAAGAGCUAAUAAAAAGUGCUCAGCUUGAAGGACAUUGGAUCUGCUUACAAAACUGUCACCUUUGUCUCUCUUGGCUGCCGACUUUGGAAAAAAUCUGCGAAGAUUUUCACCCUACCAACUGUAAUCCGAAUUUCCGACUUUGGCUUACCAGCUACCCAACGUCAAAGUUUCCUGAAUCAAUUUUGCAAAACGGCGUUAAAAUAACCAAUGAGGCGCCGACUGGGCUUCAACAAAAUUUAGAAAGGCUAUACAACUCUGAGCCUGUAUGCCAGCCGAAGUUUUAUGAAUCAUGCCGAGGGAAAGAUCUGAUUUUUGCUAGAAUGCUCUUUGGACUGAGCUUCUUUCAUGCGGUUAUAUUAGAGAGGAAAAAAUUCGGAUCUAUCGGAUGGAACACGCCAUAUGGAUUUAAUGAAUCUGAUUAUCUAAUAUCAAUCGAACAACUAAAGAUGUAUUUGAAAGAAUUCGCUGAGAUCCCAUACGAUGCAAUUUUAUACUUAGCUGGUGAGUGUAAUUAUGGAGGAAGGGUAACGGACAACUGGGAUAGAAGAACGUUAAGCACUUUGUUAAGUAAAUUCAUCAACAGUGACCUUAUUUUCUCCCCUAAUUAUAAUUUGGCCCCACCGGACGAAAGAUAUGCCAUACCACUUAAAUACGGAUACACGGAUUUUCUAAGAUUCAUUAAGAAUAUACCACCCAUACAAUCGCCAGAAAUUUAUGGUCUACAUGCUAAUGCAGGAAUAAAACGAAGUUUAAAUGAAUUUAAACAACUCACAGAUUCCAUGUCUUUUAUUUCUGGAAGGAGUGCAAAAAAUAGUAAAGGAGAAGCACAGUUGGUUGGCAUUAUUGUAGACGAUAUUUUAGAGAAGCUUCCUGGCUACUUUGAUGUUGCUGCAGCUGAGAAAAAUUACCCUGUGGAUUACAAAGAAUCAAUGAAUACAGUACUUGUUCAAGAAAUGAAAAGAUUCAACAUCUUAACAGAAGUGAUAAAAACAUCACUGCAGCAAUUGAAACUGGGUAUUCAAGGAAGAAUAGUCAUGACACCCGAACUAGAAGCCAUAUCGAAUGCCUUGUUGAAAUCUAAAGUACCAGGGAGUUGGAGCCAAUAUUCUUAUCCGAGCUUAAGACCGUUGGGCCCUUACAUUCAAGAUUUAUUAGAAAGACUUGCCUUCAUAAACAAAUGGUUUCUUAAUGGAAAACCCACAGAAUAUUGGAUAUCUGGACUUUUUUUCACUCAAGGUUUUUUGACUGGGGCGAUGCAAAAUUAUGCUAGAAAAUCUAAAAUUUCAAUCGAUGAACUUGUUUUCGAUUUUCAUAUCGGAGGAGAAAAGAAAGUUAUUGACUGUGGCAUUUUAGUUUAUGGACUCUUUAUAGACGGGGCACGCUGGGAUAAAAAAAGAAACUUUCUGGUAGAGCAGCUUCCUAAAGUACUGUUUGAUAGUCUACCUCUAAUGUGGAUCAAACCUUGUCACAAAUCCAAGUUGGUAGUUGGAGGAAGAUAUUUGUGCCCUUUGUACAAAACUUCUGAAAGAAGAGGUGAACUAUCAACGACUGGACAUUCGACUAACUACGUCUUACCAAUAUUGCUUGACACCAACCCUAAUGAUACAACAGACCAUUGGAUUCUUAGAGGGGCAGCUUUACUUUGCCAAUUAGAUAGCUAAAUCUUUUUUCAUAUUGAAUGUUUAAACAAAUGUAACGUGAUAUAAUGUCAAUUAGAAACUAAUAAAAAUGUUUAAAAAAUCAAA